AUGGCUGCAGCUUCCGAGAGGGGAGGCAGCGCCGCCCCGCCCCCUCCGCCACCUCCGCCGCCCCGAGAAAGUAGUCCCCCGCGAACCGGCGAGCUGCCGGCCCCUGCCGCCGACCCGCCGCCUCUCUCACCCCCGCCCGCCACCCCGCCCUCCUCUCGCCGCGCCGCACCCCCGCGCUCCCGCCGCCCCGCGGGGGCGAGGAGGCGGCGGGCGGAGGGAUACGAGCGGCGCGGGGAGACGCCGCCGACCGCCGCCGCCGCGCCGAGCGGCGGUGCUGCGCCGAUCACGUGGGCGGCCCGCUGCGCUCGCGGUGGCCCCUCCCCCCGCGGGCGGAAGUGGCCGGGCCGGGCCGGCCCGGGCGGUGAGGAGCGGAGCGGGGCCGGGCCCCGCCGCCACCGGGCCGGCCGGCCCGCCCGCAUCGCCCGAGCCCCGAGGGGAACGGGAACGGAGCCCGUUCCUGCCCUUUGCCCUCCCGCGGCCUGCCGGCGCUCGGGGCCCGCGGCGGGCGGGAGGACGGGGCUUUCUUCAACCACCCCCCACCCCCCUCUUCCCCCGCCAGGUCGCCCUGUAGCGCGGGUGACCAGAAUGGCAUGCAGUGGUCCUAAGGGUAUCUUGCCAGCACCAAGGAUGAUGAUGGAUACUUUUACUAGAAGAUACGAAUGGAAAACUAAGGCCCGAUUCACGUGAACACUGGAAAGGAACAGUCAGUCAGCAGUAGCCUGGUUGUGUCUCCUGGCUCCUGUGGCUCCUGAUCAACCUGGUGCAUGGACAGCACAAGCGACGGCAAAGCGACACCUCGCCAUGGCCAGGUCUGUGCAAACGGGGAAAGCUCCAGCCGUACCAGUGGGAUGGAGACUUCAUGGAGACCUCUGUAGGAUCAGCUUCUAGAAGGAGUUAAGUCCUACGUCAAGCCUUCGGCAACAUAAAGGUUUUGAGACUCUGUAUUUAGGAAAGCAGGAUGAAUUUGGUGUUUCUUACCACUUUUAAGAAAUGUUUGUUCAAGAAAUUAAAAUCUUUUCAUAUUUUGAGAAAUUAGGAACCAAUCCAAGGUACGCAUUCUGCACAACAUAAACCGGAAGCUUCAACCUGACCCUGGUCGGCUUCUGAAAAAUUGCAUUGCUCAAAAUUUUUUUAAGUGUUUUUCAGCAGAGGAUUUCUUUCAAAGGUUACCGCCACAGGUGUCAAAUAGCAGUGACAAAAUGUACGUUUCGAGCUUUUAUUACUUGUGUGUGUGCGUUUGCAUUUCUCCUUAAUUGCAGCAAACCAGAUGUCACUUUUUUAAGAUUGGGAAAAAAACCAGAAGGGUCCUAAAUAUUUUCCUACAGUAAUGGUAACUGGAACACAAUAGUGUUUUCCUAGUGCGCGAAACGCAGACAGUGAAAGGAUUGAUUAUCCUUUUUCUGUUCAAAAGGAGUGAUUGCAAGAAUGAGUAUAAGCCUCAAAUUAAUAGCAAAAGUUGUCAGCAUCACUGAUUAGUUUAUUUUUAAAACAUCAAAGGGAAACUUAAUGUAUUCUACAUAGAUUGGGGAAAAAAAAUUCUCUAGAAGAUUAGAAUUUAUUUAUUGUCAAAGACUGGAGGAGGAGCAGAAAAGGAAGGCCUUCUGUAGAUCAGUAGGUGCAUUUAGACAUUGAUACCUUUAUUUUCUGAUUAAAUACACUUUUCAUUUGGAAGAGCUGUGACACACAGAAAAGGGAAAUACUGAUUCGUCUAUACUGAUGAAGAAGCAAAAGUUAUUUCAAAACUUCUGGGUUUUUUUUAAUGUUUUGGAUCGGGGCGAGGGCGUGGUGUAUAUUAAUCCAAUAAAUGGAACCGAACCAAAA
Harpia harpyja (harpy eagle) is the source of this 1821-nucleotide messenger RNA. Its product is annotated as basic proline-rich protein-like. The record is from RefSeq and is a predicted model, not a curated record. The coding region runs from base 1 to 687 and encodes 228 amino acids. NCBI's taxonomy places the organism in Eukaryota, Metazoa, Chordata, Aves, Accipitriformes, Accipitridae. The transcript is spliced from 3 exons.